Molecule: messenger RNA, 2735 nt
Organism: Tarenaya hassleriana
Lineage: Eukaryota; Viridiplantae; Streptophyta; Magnoliopsida; Brassicales; Cleomaceae
Product: E3 ubiquitin-protein ligase MBR2
Exons: 9
Coding region: 464-2533 (689 amino acids)
Molecular function (GO): ubiquitin protein ligase activity
Source: RefSeq, a predicted model, not a curated record
CGAUUAUCCCUUUCUCUAUGGAUCUUUCAUCCGUUUAGAUCGUCUGGGUCUUAUGUUUUUUUUUUCUUUUUGGUUUUAAAAUUUUUCUGGAGUUCUGAUCCGUUGCUAGACGGAUCGGGUUGACCCAUUUUAGGUUUCGAUUUCAAGUUUGGAAAUUUAUUCCGUCAUCGGAUUACUUGGCCUCGAUUUCAUCCUGGGUCAUCCUGUUUCUGUGGUUCUUCAUCGGAAUCCGCCAUUUAUGAUCAGAUUACAUUUCACUUAGGAGGAAGAACCUGUCGGCAAAGUUAAGGAAUGAUCUUGCUUGCUUGUGGUAGCUGCCGAAAAAAUAAUGCUGGUGCUGUGGCGUUCAGAGCCAGAGUUAAGUAGCAGGCCAGCAUCGUGAAAAUCACAAUGGCUUCCUCAAGGGUUUUGUAACUUAUCUUCCUGUCCUGACCCGGAUUUUCGUUGUGCUCUCAUCAAAGGUAUGGAUCCAACGCAAGGGCCACGACCUACAGCCACUUCUUCUACUGAAGUAAAUAAUGUGGGCGGACAGCCCAUUUCUACUACCAAUUCAGAGACCUCUUUGAAUAACAUGCUGAAUCCAGUGGACAGACACCUUCCAAACUACAGUCCACCUUCAGGAUGGCCAACUUACAUAAGCUCCAGUGCUCAUGAUUUUCAAAGUCGUAGCUGGUGGAGUUCUGGUGAAUCCAGCUCUAGACUGAGACCCUCUCACCAGGCCAAUGAUGUUGGAUUGAAGACAGAUCACCAGCUAUACUCAGAGGGUAUUCGUUUUCAUUCUGGCUAUGGCCUCCGGGAAGGGGAAUCAGGUUCAACAGGUAUGACGACACCUGGAGGAUUUCAGAUUGGCUGUGGUGGCAGUCAUGUCGUAUCGCCUUUCUCGCAAGGUUCAAGCUCCUAUCGUAUGUCGCAGACUGUAAAUCUGGGUACGGAAAUGAACAACCGUGGUAGCGGAGGGCAGAGCUCAGGGGUAGUUUUCCGCCACAAUAACUGUGAGAGUUCUUUGGGAAGCUCUAGUCAGGUCGGCGAGGAGAGCAGCAGUGGUCCGGGUUCUUCACUGGCUGGUUGGGGUUCCUCCUGCAAACGAAAGUCUCUUGAAGGAGCUUCAGGGCAUUCUUUUCCUUGUGAAGAUCCAGGUUGCUUUGUUCAUAGAGGUCUCACUCAGUAUGAUGCUUCAAGUAGCUUGAGUUUGUCUAUACCUUCACAAAGUUCUCCAAAUAUUAGUAAUCAUUCUGGUCAGUCGGAGCCAAGGUAUGGAGCCGGGGGUGGAAGAGCGGUUGCUUCAAACGCUUUUCCUUCUGCAAGAAAUGUAGAUGGCUCAUAUAGACCCGGCAGGCGAUUGAAUCCUGGCUUGCCACAAGAAUCGGUACCGUUCAGUUUGUCAUCAGAUAAUGUUUCUUCUCAACAGCAUUUACCGGUGACUUCCCCUUCCGUUGAUCCUCUGGAGGUGAGAUCAAUGACAUCAAUUGCUGGUAACUCAAGCAGUAAUGAGAGUCAAUCAAAUAUCAUUCACCUCCCUGCUUUGACUAGGAAUAUACACCAUUUUGCUUGGAAUGCUGCUUCCAGUUCGAGAGCCAACAAUCCUUUGAUACCCGGAGAGCGAUUUGGACCGCCUCGAGCUGCACCAAGAAGCAACUCAGAGCAUCAUAUGCUUGCACCUGCAACCGAAAUGAGAAAUCCAAUGCCGGAUGAAUCUAUUUGGAGUUUCAGUCGUGGAAACCCUAGUGUGUCUGGAGAUUCUCCUUUUGUCCCUCAAGCAGGACCGAGUUCAAGCAUUCAUUCUUUGCAUCCAAACCCCGCAUGGAUUCCUCCCCAGAGUACCUCAAUGCAUAAUCCAUCAAGAACAUCAGAACUUGCUCCUUGGUCUUUAUUUUCUACCGUCGAAUCUGAAUCUGCCAGCCGUGGUGGUUCUCUUCCUUUACUACCUACAGGCUCUUCAGUUCCCUUGAACGAGAUGGCAGCACCAUCUGGGUCUAGUAGCAGGAGCCAUCGGCCACGGCCCAGAAGGUUAGGAUUGUUAUUGGAGAGGCAGAACGAUCUCCAUUUGCGUAAUUUAGGAAGGAGCUUAGCUGCUGAUAACGAUGGAAGGAACCGGAUGAUUUCCGAGAUACGUCAAGUAUUGAAUGCCAUGCGACGAGGGGACAAUGUGCGGUUUGAGGACUAUAUGGUGUUUGAUCCUCUUAUCUUCCAUGGCAUGGCCGAGAUGCAUGACAGGCAUCGGGAUAUGCGCCUUGACGUUGACAACAUGUCUUACGAGGAGCUGUUGGCACUGGAGGAGCGUAUAGGGGACGUGAGCACUGGGCUGACCGAGGAAGUGAUUCUGAAAACGAUGAAACAGCACAAAUACACGACUUUACCUGCAGAGUCCCAGCAGGACUCGGAGCCUUGCUGCAUCUGUCAAGAGGGAUAUGUAGAAGGAGAUGAUAUUGGAACACUGGACUGUGGCCAUGAGUUCCACACAGAUUGCAUCAAGCAAUGGGUAAUGCUCAAGAAUCUCUGCCCCAUUUGUAAGACAAUGGCUCUUUCGACUUGAACAGCAUUGCCUCCUUCAUCCAUAAGAAGAAGAAGAAGAAGAAGAAAUGUCAUUACAAGUUCUAUACCUUUUGUUUUUGUUGGGCUCAUGGAGACAUCAUGUGUCAUUAUCAAGACAGAAAAGAUAUGUUCGGAGCAUUAUUAUGUGACCAAUUCAUAAAAUCUGUGGAGGAAGUUAAUAAGUUUUAAACAUUGUUUUCUCA